AUGUGUACCGCUUGAAUUUAUGCCAGAUUAGGAUGUCUUUCACAGCCACCAGAAGUGAUAAAUGGCAAUGAGAAGAUGUUCAAGAUGAGUUGCAGUUGCUCAGAUAUAUGUGGAAGUUAUGAAAGACUGCAAAUUUGGACUACAGUAUAUUAGAAACCAGGAAUUCGCUGCGAUCAGAAAAUUCCACUCGACAGUUGGAAUACACUUCCUUUGAAGCUGCUCUCGCAAGCGUAUUCAGCAGUGUACGGGCUACCACGUCGCAAUACUACAGCUAGCGUACGACUUGAGACCACAUUCCAGAGGACGUACACAGUAAGGACAGUGGUGUUUAGAUCAAUCAGCCUCCUUUCGUUGAGGUGGUGCUCAUAAUGCGCACAUUCCACAUUCUGCGAGCUCCGCGAGCCUUACCAGACCGAGGCAUGAGUUACUGACCGGUCACCAAAUCAUCAUCAUCAUCACCACCAUCGCCAUCAUUAUGGGUUGUCCGAUUGACUCCCGCUCUAUGGAUCUGCAUGCCCGCCCGCCUUCCUUCCGACCCGCCGUCCCGCUCAGAUCUCACCGAUUCCCAGCCCCAGCACGCGAAACUUGAGAUCGCGGGCGGGCGGCCCGGUGACGACGGGUAUUCACUGCAGGACGGGUAUUCAUUCGGGUCGUUGCGUCGAGGUCAGGGGACAUUUCUCGUCGGGCCUCGCCCCCCACAGUUUCCCCCUCAACGGAAUAUUCAUAGAUGACGUAGCUGACGUAGCGACGGAGAGAGGCCAUCGCGAACAACCGAGAGGCCCUACCGAUCGCCACGUGGAGGCCAACCGGGCAUCCGCAAAGCGCGAGCGGGAGAGCGGAAGGGAGGAUGGAAAACAUGUCGACGCAGUUUCGACUGCGUACGUGCCGGGCCGUCGUGGGCUGGGAUAUCGUCAAUCACAGUCAGUGGAUUCGACAUCGGAGAGCAACUACGGACGCACCUCACGCGACGCUGUAGCGGCCGCCACCGCCACCGCCAGGUGGCUGGCUGGCUCACGAGGGACUUUGUAGCACCUCGAAGAAAAUGUGCCCGGAGUCCUUCCUUCAUCGACGUGCACGUUCGAGGGAAGGGACGCAGUUCGGCAGCGGGCGACCGUGUCACGCGGAGGCAGACGGCGAGAGAGCGACCGAGUUGCGGAGGAGGAGGAGGAGUCGGGAACGGCGAGCACGAACCGAUGAGGCGAGCGGGAGGGAGGGCCGUGGACCGAGUCGUCGCCCGGGGUGGAAUUGAUUGAUCACGAGUAGGGACUCGCGGUCUCUGCGGGCCGCAUGGAACGAAAGUUGCGCUGGAGAUGCCGUCAGCUGAUUAGCCCGAAGGAAAUCCGGGCGGUACAGGGCGCUGCUGUAGGCAGGCCGAGCGGCCUAGGGGAGGGAGGGCGAGUGAUGAAAACCACGAGCGGGGAACACUUCUCAUGGUGGAGAACUUUCUUGCCAGAGAAUUUGGAUUGAGACGUACGCCGCGACAGAUCCUCCCUCCUUCGAGUCUGAAUCUCGUGAGCGGGGAGAUCUAUCCGGUCCACGGUACUGAAUGACAGAUUUAUGAGAGGUCGAGAUCCGAAUUAGCUGCUGGUCUGGGCUGUCGCGGCUGUGCGCUCGGCAAUUUAUGCUCGCAGACUGUCGAAGCUUUCAGUGUCAGCCGCCGACGUAGCAAGUCCACGAGACUCCUGACCAGCUGAAGGCUCAGGGCACAGAAAGGACUCCACUGCCGUGAUACAGUCGAGAAAAACAUCCCCUCUGCUCGACCAGCCGAUAUUCCAGAAUGGGGCAGGAGAGAGUGAACGGGUCGGGGAAGAUGGAAAUUGCGGCGGAGCAGAAGAAACGAUUUGGCUGCGUCGACUGGUUCUGCAAUGGAACUGGCAAGGUUCACGCAGCGCUCAUGAUGAUGCAACUCGGAUUCGCCGGUCACCAAAUUUUGAGCAGAGUUGCGCUGACCAGUGGGCUGAGCCAAUUCGUUUAUGCUAUCUACCGUAAUGGGCUUGCUUUGAUCAUUAUGGGCCCCUUUGCCUACGUCCUGGAAAAGAAGGACAGACCGCCCAUGACUCUCAAAUUGAUGUACAGAUUCUUCCUCCUUGGGUUGACAGGAAUCGUUGGAAGCCAACAGCUUUUUCUUGCGGGUUUAAUCUACACUUCAGCAACAUUCGCUGCCACGAUGCAAAAUGCAGUGCCCGUGAUCACGUUUCUCAUGGCAAUGAUGUUGGGACUUGAAAAGGUGCGGAUUGGCAGACUCGAUGGUCAGGCCAAGGUGUUGGGAACUGUCGUAUGCGUUGCGGGUGCAAUUCUGAUGUCCGUCUACAAGGGACCCGCCGUGUAUCAUGGCUGGGCGAAAGAAGAUGGCAACGAAGACCUCCACAAACUUGUUGGCCACUUUUUGGGUUCCCAUCUCGUUCGAUUUGGGAUCUCCCAGUGGCAACUCGGUGGAAUCUUGCUUCUCAUCAACUGUAUCUCUUGGGCUGCAUAUUUGAUAAUGCAGGCUCCGAUCCUGAAAGUUUGUCCGACCCCGUUGACGAUCACCGCCUUCACGUAUUUCUUUGGUUCCUUGCAAGUCGGAGUUUUAAUGUUCAUCGUAACGGGAGGAAAAAUUAACUGGUCUCUUUCGUGGGGCGCACAAGCCAUCAGUGUCGCGUACGCUGGUGUUAUAUCGUCGGGUAUAAACUUCUCCCUGCAGUCGUGGGCUAUCCAGAAGGGUGGGCCUCUUCUCGUAUCACUGUACACACCCGUGCAGACGAUCAUUGUGGCCUUCCUGUCCGUUCUUCUACUUGGCGACUCCUUGUAUUUGGGCAGUCUUGUUGGAGGUUCAGGAGCAGUUUUGGGGCUAUACCUGGUGACAUGGGGGCAAGUGGAACACCGGAAGAGAGAUGCAUUGGAAAUUGCAGCAGAAACCAAGAACGAAGAUCUGGAAGCUAGCGCUCAUCCACACUUUCCCACAUCUGUCUCCUCACUCACCCAACCUCUCCUGAACGACCAACAUGGAGAAGAUCGAGAUCAGAAAAUUAAGUACUAGACUUACUUUGAAACCAUGAUUGGCUGGACCCUCGAGUUUCAACGAGAUAUGCAACUGGGCAUGGCGAGAAACUUGGCAAAUAAGAUAAAAGAAUCUGAAAAAAUCGAUAUAAAUGUGGUCGACUCAUUGAGUGACAGAUAGUUCACAUUCUUGGAGCACGGGUCGAGCUCUCGAGUAGAAAAAAAGUGCGGCCAUAUGGAAUGUACUCUAGCUAAACAGCAAGAUACCGACGAGCGCCCCAGGUACAGUACAUUCCUAGUGGAAAGCAUGCUUUAGAUACAGAAUCCCCAUGACAUUUCACAUGGUAAAUUUUUUCAACAAAGCUGCUCCAGCCUCCCAGCACCUAUUUAAAGGUUACAUCUGACCUUGGGAGGAGUGUCAUUAUCUCGAAUCAUUGAGUAUUCCAAUAUCAAGAGGCCUCGUCUCUCACCUUCUGGGGAAGUUCUUCUACAAUUCUACAGUCCGUCCUCCGUCCACGUUGGAGCUUUUACUGCU
This is a messenger RNA of Marchantia polymorpha subsp. ruderalis, 3514 nucleotides long. Lineage: Eukaryota; Viridiplantae; Streptophyta; Marchantiopsida; Marchantiales; Marchantiaceae. The record is from the annotation of a GenBank genome assembly.